AGGUUAAAAGUUAGAACGAUGUUCUACAUAAGCCGAGGACAUUGUAUUUGACAUAAAUAUACGUGUUGGAUGAAAAACAUUGUGAAUUUCAUAACGGAUAAAACAUAUUUUGUUAAUAAAUUAUCUUCAGAUUAGCCAAUGUAAUCAUUCAACUAUCAAUUGUCAAUAGUGAGUAGUCAUAUAGGGUUAGACGUAUAGUUACAGUACUCGGAUUCGGUAAAUUCGGAUUAUUUAUAAGAAACAACCACUAAGAAAUGUCGGCGCUAAAGCACGAGCUUACGGAUCCGGAGGGACAAGGUCCCAAACAUCUUAUGACUCUAGAUGGUGACCCUCUGCCAACAUUCAGACUAUCACCGGAAGAGCGUGGUGCAAACAUUUUGUCUUUACGAGACUGGCAGAUGAAAGAAAAUGACGUCAUAUUAUGUACUCCUCCGAAAUGCGGAACGCACUGGGUCCAAGAAAUAAUGACGAUGCUGCUCAAAGGAAAGCCUGAAAUGGUCGAGACCGUAGACAAAGGUGGCACGAUGAUGGAAGCCAGUUCUAUUGACAGGAUGAACGAGCUACCAUCACCAAGAAUCUUGAAUUCACACCUUAAAUGGCAGUUAUUGCCAAAGUACAUUUCUGAAAACAAAAACAAAGUUGUAGUUGUAUUGAGAAAUCCAAAGGAUGUUGCCGUCUCGUUUUACUAUCAUAUGAAGGGCAUGAAUAACUAUGACUAUGAUGGAAAAUUCGAAUACUUCCUUGAGUGGUUCCUGGAAGGCAAAUUGCCAUAUGGCUGUUUCUUCGAGAGUGUCAAAGAAUAUGAGCUAUUAGCAAAUGAACAAAAGGACCAAUUUCAUACUCUCUUUUACGAGGAUCUGAAAACGAAUGGCCUACAAGAGGUUAAACGCCUUGCUCAGUUCCUCAGAACGAAUGAUGCGGACGACUUUUGCCAAGCGGUGUAUGAUGCGUGUGAUAUAAAAAACCUUAAAGCCAAAGUUGCGCAGCCGAAGGAAGGGAGGCCGAACAUUUGGAAACCAGGUGGAUCUAUCUACCGUAAAGGUAUAAUUGGCGAUUGGAAGUCACAUCUCACGGUCGCACAGAACGAACUUUUCGAUCGAGUUAUUGCUGACAAGAUGAAGGACAGUAAAAUUCAGUUCAGAUAUAUUUGAUAUCAUAUGUACACCUGAUGCUAAAUCGUGGAUUAUAAGAAUCGUUGUUCUGGUGUUGAACAUACGACAAACAAUUAACAGCAACUGAACUAUCAUAUUUCAUUCAUGUUUCUAUAAGCUUGCCGUUUUUUCUCCGAAUGAUGAUAAUUACAACAUUAUAAACAUAAAAAAAAAAAUAACUGAGAAUUCAUUUCACAUUUGAUCAGAUCAAGAAGCAAUGGUAUGAUACUUAUCGUUUGUGAACAAGUAUAAUUAGAAAUCAGUUGUUUCAGCUUAUUGAUUCAUUGAUUAAGUAAAACAAUCUUGUUCGGCUAUUCGUCAAAUAUUUAAAUAAUAUGAUUUUGUCGUGCUUUGUAAUGUCUAAUUAAAGCAAUUCGGGCUUUGCUUAGUAUACAUGUAAUUGCUACAAUAUUUUUGUUUAAAUGGAAUGGAACGCAUGAUGUGUUAUAUAUUAUAGAGCAUUGACACCA
Mya arenaria is the source of this 1621-nucleotide messenger RNA. Its product is annotated as sulfotransferase 1B1-like. The record is from RefSeq and is a predicted model, not a curated record. Gene Ontology annotation, molecular function: sulfotransferase activity. Gene Ontology annotation, biological process: sulfation. Bases 255 to 1151 code for a protein of 298 amino acids. The transcript is spliced from 7 exons. Gene Ontology annotation, cellular component: cytoplasm. NCBI's taxonomy places the organism in Eukaryota, Metazoa, Mollusca, Bivalvia, Myida, Myidae.